Zingiber officinale is the source of this 770-nucleotide messenger RNA. RefSeq lists its product as uncharacterized. NCBI's taxonomy places the organism in Eukaryota, Viridiplantae, Streptophyta, Magnoliopsida, Zingiberales, Zingiberaceae. The record is from RefSeq and is a predicted model, not a curated record. Bases 134 to 505 code for a protein of 123 amino acids. The transcript has 2 exons.
AACCAACAGGAAAGGACAGCAACGAAGAGUCAAGCCAACUCACCCUACAAAUUAAGAUAGCAAGGCAGGAAGUGGAGUUGGAUCCCUUCUCCUCCUUUUUCAAGUGAAAGAAUUCCAGCACUAGUUGUGGAGUAUGGCUUUGGACGUAGAAGAUGAAGCGUUUUUUGCAGAUCUAAACAAGCAACUUGCCAUGCUGAUCAUGGACGAUGACGAAGAAUUCCCAACUCAGUGCCCUCCCCUUCCAGUUCAGGAGAUUGCUUACAUGCCCCAGAUGAUAAUGUUGAUGCCACCAUACAUAAGUGAGGUGGUCCAGAGAAGGGAGAGAAAAGGAACUGGAGUCUUCAUCCCCAAGUCUACUGCUCCAAGAAAGAAGAACAAGUCAAGGAGACCCACCACAUCAUCAAUGGAAAACAAUAACAGCAACAAUAAUUACUCAAAGAGGCAGCAACAAAAACCUCCCAUUUAUCCAAACUAUAACUGCAGCAAUUCAAGUAGUUUUCUGUAGACAGUCUUUUGUUGCUUGAAGUGUGAUUGUGUAUGUAUAGAAGAAAACAACAACAACUUAAUAUGGCUAUGAAUUAGUGAUUUGCUUGUGAGGAGGGCCAAGAAUAAGGUUGGGGCCUCUUCAGUGAAUUGUAUAAUAAUUACUCUGAUUGAUGCAUUGGCCAGUCAGGUAGAUAGGACUGGAGCAAAAUUGUAUAAAUGUAAUUAUUGGUGAAAGUAAAAAAUAUCCAAUGAAAUGAAUGAAUUAGUAAGAUUGAUCUGGUGAA